AUGUUUAUUUCAGUACAAGAACAGUCAAAAUCUAACACAAACGACCCCUCACCGUCAGAUCGAUUGGCCAAAUCUUGUUCUACCUCCUUCUCGCUUGCUGACUUCAGUGUAACACCACCACCCACUAACUUCGAACAUAUUCAUGUUGCAACUCUGAAGAAUUUUGUUCUCUCUUCUGUCUCGUCGCCGAAUAUACUACCGCCUCCUAUGGGUACUUCGGCUGGCAAUGAAGUUGACUCAAAAUUUGGUCGCCGAGGUGAAGAAUUCGUCUAUCGAUAUCUAGAAUGGAAACACCCUAAAAAAACAAUUGAAUGGGUCAAUCAACAGCAAGAAUCUGGGAAACCAUUCGACAUUCGAAUCAUUGACACGACUGCAAACAAUAAAAUCGAAUUGAUCGAAGUCAAAACAAGUCGAUCGUCUAAUCAAAAUACAUUUCAAAUAUCUAUCAAUGAAAUAGAGUGUUUACUUGCCAAUCAAACAAACUAUCAUAUCUAUCGGCUUUAUUAUCCUGAUGAUGAAAACUCUUCCACAAUCACGAUUCUCAGCCAGUUGAAAGUUCGACUACAACAAAAACAACUGGUACUUUCAAUGACACUUAUAGACAAAAACGAUGAAUAA
Molecule: messenger RNA, 618 nt
Organism: Rotaria socialis
Lineage: Eukaryota; Metazoa; Rotifera; Eurotatoria; Philodinida; Philodinidae
Source: the annotation of a GenBank genome assembly